This is a messenger RNA of Rhizophagus irregularis DAOM 181602=DAOM 197198, 439 nucleotides long. The record is from RefSeq and is a predicted model, not a curated record. NCBI's taxonomy places the organism in Eukaryota, Fungi, Glomeromycota, Glomeromycetes, Glomerales, Glomeraceae.
CUUUGGAACAGGGAAGAACUGCAUACUAACCUCAUUGACUUUGAUUGGUGUGGAAGACACGAUGUGGACAGUUAUCCAUCAUCAAUGAAUGAGGAUAUACAAUGGCCUCAGGGGCAGAACCAUGUGCCUUACUCAAAAAAGCUCAUGAUCGUUAUUGGCUUGAUGUGUUGCGCGAAUUUUUUAGGUAUGUUCUCUUCCUCUCAUUUAAUUUUCUAUGCAUAAUAUUGACUUUAUACUUUAUGUUUCAGUCUGUCAGAUGAUGAAGUUACGGAUGAAGCACUGGCUUGAAUUUGAUUUGGGAACAUAGUAGAGUUUGGGCUACAACAUUUACAUUCACUGCUAAUUUGUUCAUUAUAUGUAGGUAUACAGUCUGUCAGAUAAGGUUGGUUGCCAUAAGUAGCGAUUAUUAUAUAUUGAAUUACAACCCUUAGCGGUUGUA